CAAGAACCUUAUAGAACUAUACCUAAAAAAUUAAGAGAUUAUGGAAGUAAACACGCUUCCAGAAUUUAUGGUGAAUCUAACCACCUUAAUGCGAGUGAUAAUUAUGCUAUGGAUGAUACUGAGUCAGAAGACGAUGGUCCUGAAGAUGAGCAUAAUUUAGAUCUGAAAUCAGAGUCUACAGAAAAUGAUGAAAUAUCUG
This is a messenger RNA of Funneliformis mosseae, 199 nucleotides long. Lineage: Eukaryota; Fungi; Glomeromycota; Glomeromycetes; Glomerales; Glomeraceae. The record is from the annotation of a GenBank genome assembly.